Blepharisma stoltei is the source of this 378-nucleotide messenger RNA. Lineage: Eukaryota; Ciliophora; Heterotrichea; Heterotrichida; Blepharismidae. The record is from the annotation of a GenBank genome assembly.
AUGACCUUUUGCUCAGUCCUAGCGCAGGAGGAAUUGUUAAAAAUAGUAUAUAUAACCUUCAGUACACAAGAUAGAAGAAUCCAUGCCCCUGCUGUCCAGUAUAUAAUGACAGGAGAUAUAAACUACUUGAGAUACAUGAUUUCAUUUACACUGCCAGCUGGUAUGCCUGUUGAUGUUCUAAUACAGGUGCUGGAUCAAUAUGCUAAGGUUGGUGAGAUUGAGAUAGUGCAUGCAAUUGAAUCAGAAGGAGAGAAUGUUGUUUUACCUUUCAACCCUAAAUCACGAUAUGUUGUAUAUGCUCAAUUCGAUAGUGAAGAGCAUGCACUUGAACAUAUGAGGCUAUCAAGAAAUGCAAAGAUAUUGUUGUGAAGCCGUUAA